Molecule: messenger RNA, 12419 nt
Organism: Cuculus canorus (common cuckoo)
Lineage: Eukaryota; Metazoa; Chordata; Aves; Cuculiformes; Cuculidae
Gene: DYRK1A
Product: dual specificity tyrosine phosphorylation regulated kinase 1A
Biological process (GO): peptidyl-serine phosphorylation; peptidyl-threonine phosphorylation; protein autophosphorylation
Cellular component (GO): nucleus
Molecular function (GO): ATP binding; protein serine/threonine/tyrosine kinase activity; protein serine/threonine kinase activity
Source: RefSeq, a predicted model, not a curated record
AAAAAAAAAACCAACCAACCAACCCCUCAGCCCGGCCGGGAAACGACGCGCGGAUCCGCCCGCCGGGCCGGGCCGGGCCCACUCCUCCUCCUUCUCCUCCUCUGAAGGAGAGCGGGAGGCCGGGACCCCCCGAGCGGCCUCGGAGCGGCGAUCGCUGCGUUCGGCUCUGCGACACAGAGAGACGAGAGAGAGAGAGGAGGCCUCGGGCAGGAGGAGCCGGGCCGGAGCGCGGGUGUUGUUUGCUGCUGGACUCCCCCUGCCCCCACACCCCCGCAGGAUGAUAUGAGACUUGAAAGAAGACGAUGCAUACAGGAGGAGAGACUUCAGCAUGCAAACCUUCAUCUGUUCGACUUGCACCAUCGUUUUCAUUCCAUGCUGCUGGCCUUCAGAUGGCUGGACAGAUGUCCCAUUCGCAUCAGCAGUACAGUGAUCGUCGGCAGCAGAACAUAAACGACCAACAGGUUUCUGCCUUAUCAUAUGCUGACCAGAUUCAGCAACCUCUAACGUUGACAAACCAGAGGCGGAUGCCCCAAACUUUCCGUGAUCCAGCCACUGCUCCUUUGAGGAAACUCUCCGUAGAUUUGAUCAAAACAUACAAGCAUAUUAACGAGGUUUACUAUGCAAAAAAAAAACGGCGGCAUCAGCAGGGCCAAGGAGAUGAUUCCAGUCACAAAAAGGAGCGAAAAGUUUACAAUGAUGGCUAUGAUGAUGACAACUAUGACUAUAUUGUAAAAAAUGGGGAGAAGUGGAUGGAUCGCUAUGAAAUUGACUCUUUAAUAGGCAAAGGAUCCUUUGGACAGGUUGUAAAGGCUUACGAUCGAGUGGAACAGGAGUGGGUGGCUAUCAAAAUAAUAAAAAACAAGAAGGCUUUCUUAAACCAAGCACAGAUUGAAGUGCGACUGCUUGAGCUUAUGAACAAACAUGACACUGAGAUGAAGUACUAUAUAGUGCAUUUGAAGCGCCACUUCAUGUUCCGAAACCAUCUCUGCUUAGUGUUUGAAAUGCUGUCCUACAAUCUGUAUGAUCUCUUGCGGAACACCAACUUCAGAGGUGUCUCAUUGAACCUGACACGAAAAUUUGCACAGCAAAUGUGCACUGCACUGCUUUUUCUGGCAACUCCUGAACUUAGUAUCAUUCACUGUGACCUAAAACCUGAGAAUAUCCUGCUCUGCAACCCUAAACGAAGUGCUAUCAAGAUUGUUGACUUUGGCAGUUCGUGUCAACUUGGACAGAGGAUAUACCAAUAUAUCCAGAGUCGUUUUUAUCGAUCACCAGAGGUGCUACUGGGAAUGCCUUAUGAUCUUGCAAUUGAUAUGUGGUCCCUUGGGUGUAUUUUAGUUGAGAUGCACACUGGAGAGCCUCUUUUCAGUGGGGCAAAUGAGGUGGAUCAAAUGAAUAAAAUAGUGGAAGUUUUGGGGAUUCCACCUACCCACAUCCUUGACCAAGCACCAAAAGCAAGAAAGUUCUUUGAGAAGUUGCCAGAUGGCGCUUGGAACUUGAAGAAGACCAAAGAUGGAAAAAGGGAAUACAAACCACCCGGAACUCGUAAACUUCACAAUAUACUAGGAGUUGAAACAGGAGGACCAGGUGGACGUCGUGCUGGGGAAUCGGGUCAUACUGUAGCUGACUACUUGAAGUUCAAAGACCUCAUCUUAAGGAUGCUUGAUUAUGACCCUAAGACACGAAUUCAACCUUAUUAUGCCCUACAGCAUAGUUUCUUUAAGAAAACAGCAGAUGAAGGUACAAACACAAGUAACAGCGUGUCAACGAGUCCUGCCAUGGAGCAGUCUCAGUCUUCAGGAACCACCUCUAGUACAUCUUCAAGCUCAGGUGGAUCUUCUGGAACAAGCAACAGUGGAAGGGCACGGUCAGACCCCACACACCAGCAUCGACAUAGUGGUGGACACUUCACUGCUGCUGUUCAAGCUAUGGACUGUGAAACACACAGCCCACAGGUUCGACAACAGUUUCCUCCUCCUAUUGGUUGGACAGCCACUGAAGCUCCUACACAGGUCACUGUUGAAAACCAUCCAGUUCAGGAAACCACCUUCCAUGUAACCCCUCAACAACAGAAUGCAUUACAUCAUCAUCACGGAAAUAGCUCUCACCACCACCACCACCAUCACCACCACCACCACCAUCAUGGACAGCAAGCUUUGGGUAGCCGGACCAGGCCAAGAGUCUACAAUUCUCCAACAAACAGCUCCUCCACCCAGGAUUCUAUGGAGGUGGGCCACAGUCACCACUCCAUGACAUCCCUGUCUUCCUCAACUACUUCUUCCUCUACAUCUUCCUCCUCUACUGGUAACCAAGGCAAUCAGGCCUAUCAGAACCGCCCAGUGGCUGCUAAUACCUUGGACUUUGGACAAAAUGGAGCUAUGGACAUGAAUUUAACAGUCUACUCUAAUCCGCGCCAAGAAACUGGCAUAGCUGGACAUCCAACGUACCAGUUUUCUGCUAAUACAGGUCCUGCUCAUUACAUGACUGAAGGACACCUUGCAAUGAGGCAAGGAAUUGAUAGAGAAGAGUCUCCCAUGACAGGAGUUUGUGUUCAGCAAAGUCCUGUGGCUAGCUCGUGACUAAACUGAAACUAAGUUUGUUUCUUGUGUGUUUUUAUAGAAGUGGUGUUUUUCCAAAAACAAAGUGCAAAGCUGCUUGAAUCAGAAGGAGAUAAACUCACUGAACCGCUACAGGAGGGCAAAGCUGACUAUUUUUUUAAACUUGAAAAGAUUGCAAAGGGACAAUGAAGUUUUUUUUGUUGGUUUUUUUGGGGUGUUUUUUUUUGGUUGGUUUUUUUUUUGUUUUUUUUUGUUUUUGUUUUUUAAGAGCCAUGUUCGGACCCACCUUAACGGAUAGCUUAGUGGUGUUCACCUUUUGCUUCUCCCAUUUUAACUUGCCACAACCUAGUUGUAGUUCGGUUUUUUUGGGGAGGGUUUUUUUUUUUUCAAACAUUCAACAGGGGUUAUUGUUCAAAUGUUAGUUGUAGUCGCAAUCUAGUUUCUUUUUAAAAGCAUUGCACAUGAUUUAUAAAAAAGGCCCUUUGAAGUUUUUGGGUGGGAGGGGAGUGAGUAAAAUAUAUAUAUAUUUUUUAGUUCCCCAAACAAACAUGGGCACAGAAAUGCAGUACUGUAAGAAAGAGGGACCUUCAGAUUACACAAAUAUAUUCUUCAGCUGUAAAAAGGGACGGUUGUAAUGGAGUUUGUAAGGCACAUUAAGCAUGCUAAGUGGCGGUGAUCAGAACUCUCCUUUUCUGAAUCUACUGAGGAUCAAAGCAGCAAUUGUAACGGGAUUCUGUGAGUCUCAUAUUUUGGAGACCACAGUCAGUUAGUAUUGAAAUAUGACUGGUUUCAUAACUGAGGUGCACUGAGAAGCAAUCAACGGGUCGGUCCUGGCCAGUCCUGGGGAGGUCUAAGUGGUGGUCUUUGGGAUAACCUUUGGCCUUAUGGAUUUGGACUCUUAAGUUAGAAGAGCCUACCAUUUCAGAUGCAAUCACUUUUGGACAUGCUUUUGCAGACAGUCCUUAAUGCUGAAAACACAGAGAAUGGGUAAUUCAAGAGGCCUUUCUUUUAAAAUAGACUUUUGUGACCCACUUAUUGUAAGGUAUUGCAAGGUCACUUUGCGUGUGUCAUAAAGUUGACUUCCUUAUUGGUUGAAGGUCACAGGAGUAGUGGUUUGCGUUUGAUGGAAAUAGCUACAACUGUGUCCCUUCCUGCUUUUUACUUUUUUCUUUUGCUUUUUCUCGGCACGUGGUUUCUCCACCAUUACUUCUGCACAAAGACGUCUUCUGUUCAUCCUGAACAUUUUUAAAAAUGCAGAAUUUUAUGUGACUGCUUUUUUGCCUCACAAUUAUGCUGUGAAUUUUACAAAAAUUUAUUUUCUUUUUUGAUAAUUUAUUGUACCAAAGCUGUUUUUAUAGCACAUAGAUGUCUGUAACCAAUAAUGUAGCAGUUCUGCACUUUGACACAAGGUGUAACUAGACCAUUUUUAAAUGUCAGUUGAAAAUUAUGGCUGUACUAUUGCUUAAACAAAACUGGAACUGUUGUUGAAUUCAUAGCCAAUACAUUUACAGCAAUCUGUGUACUGAACAUAAUAGAUUGACAUCUACUUCGAGACUAUAACAUCUGUUACAUUAUAAAUGUGUUCAGGCUUCUGAAGGUAAAAGGGACACUAGAUCCAGAAGCUAUGAAACCAGCAGUUGACUCUUGUAUUCCUUAUUAACAUAAGUGUAAACUUGAAGGCAAGACCUUGAUUGCAUGAACAGGUCCAAAAUAAUAGUCUGAGUAAAGCAAAACACUCACAUGAGACCUGAGGUUAGCAGGCUGUAUUUAACAGGUGCCUAAUUUUUGGGUAAUGCUGCCUUAAUAUAACACAGUCAGCUUGGCAGUUGCAAAAUUUAUGGGCCCAUUUAGAGAUUUAUUUGUAUGAAAAGUGAAAACUCCAUGGAAAACAUUGGAAAGGAUAAGGGUAAUUCAUUGAUUGCCCAUCCCAGAUUAACAUUGUUUGCCCAUUAUGUAUUACAGAAGCAGUGAUCUACCUCUGCCAGUAAGCCCUUUUAAAACGUAAUUUAGCAGAAAAUUCAGAGUUCAUACUGGUCAAUUCCAAGCGGCCAAGUCAUUUUUUCAGACUAAAAGGUGGAAUUUUUUAUACUUACAGUGGCAAUGCAGCAGCUGACUACCAUGUAAAUGGGAGUGAAUUCUUGGGACUACCAUUUUUUUUGUAAAUCAUAAUUUUUUUUUUUAAUCAAGCGAUGCAUAUUUCUUCUGUUUUGACAUGUCAACCCUGUGGAUGAAAGUGGGUUUUUUUCUUUUUUUCUUUCUAUUUUUUUUUUUUUAAACUCAGUAAUUCAGAGAAGUUUACAGGAUUUGGAAGGCUGUCACCUUAGAAACAGAAUGCUGAAUUUAGCAAUAUAAAAAGGAAUCCAGUACUUACUGCUGUCUAGGAAUAUAAGGGUAAUAUGAAAUCUGGGUAAUUUUUGUGUGCGCGGGUUGCCACACCUUAGCAAGCGCAAAAAAAUAAAGCAGUUAAAAUAUCGACAUAAAGAAGAAAUCAUAAAAUCCAGUGCUUCUGCAUACUGUGUUAUGUUACAGUCCAGUUUUGUGUGCUUUACUACACAGUUUGGUUACAGGACUUCUGUGCAUUGUAAACAUAAACAGCAUGGAAAAGGUUAAAUACCUGUGUUCAGAUUGUAAGAUCUAGUCCGGACUUGCUGUGUAUAUUGUAACGUUAAAUGAAAAGACAAGCCCUUUGUAUUAUAGUCAUGCAGUCUUAUGUAUGAUAAACAGUUGAAUAAUUUGUCCUCAGACUCUUUACUGUGCUUUUUAAAAAAAGAGUAAUUUAAGAAAAAAUGUAAACAUAGUAAAUCUUCCUAUGCAAUUAACCUACUCCAAGCCAUGGUAUGGUAGGUAUAAUUAUACUAUAAUAUGUAAAUAUCAGAUACAUUGAAACAAACUUAAAAAUAUGAAAGUAAAAAGUUGGAGGCAUAACAGAUAAUUUUGAGUUUUUAAUUGAAACAGCAAGGUAUACAAAUCAUUGAUGUAAGAACACAGCUCUGCUUGAUUCUGAUGGACUGUACUUGUAGUUUGAGUUCUUCAUAUUAUCAUCUGUUAGUUUGAAUGUUCUCAUAUGCACUGCAGCAUUCUACCUAUUGCAGACUAGCUGAUUUUAAGGCCAGAAGUGACCAUGGUAAUGAAAUAAUCUGACUGGCAUGCCAUUAUCCCUAGAAUUCAAUCUAGUUAUAUCUGCAUUAUGAAGUCCAUAUCUUUUGGGUGCAGUAGGACGUACAUUUUAAAAAGAUAGCUGAUUUUCUUAUAGAUUCUUCAAGUGUGAGGAUUUUUUGGUGUCUCUUGAGUGAUGCAGAUAGUUUAUUUUCCAUACUCUUAGUCCUCCUCCAGUUUUAGGACCGAUUAGUUACAGCUGCUGGCCAUCAGAUAGCUAGCUGCCUAUUAGAAUAACAAAUAACUAUUCUAGAUUUAAACUAUUUCACUUUAUUCACAUAAAAAUAUGUUAACUUUAAUAAUCUAUAUAGAUGGAGUUCCUUAAAUCUCUGCUUGUAAAGCUUUUACAGCUCUUCUGAAACUUCAGAUGUUUUAAAAUCCAUUCUAAAGUGUGGACAUAAGAACUGCAUACAGCAUCUGGUAGUAAUUUCAGUAUUGCUGUGUGCGUGUAGUAUGUGCAGGUACAUUCUUGAACCUUUCAGUUUAUAUCUUUGCUUGUUUGUUUAUACCUCCAAGGAUUGCAUUUUAAAAUCUUUCAGUCUCAGUUAUUUGCAUUAAAAGAUUGUAAAUUUAGCUGAUGAUCCAUCAUGAUUCCUGAGUCCUUUUCAGAACUGCUGCUCUUCCAGGAUGUAGUCUUCCAUCCUGUAAGUAUAAUGAUGUCUGAACGGGACUGGUUUACAGAAGGAUUGGAUUCACCUACAGAUGUGACUUGUCUUCAUUGUUUAUCACUCUACCAUCGCUGUUUUCAUUAAAACGUCAGUGUGCUUAUAUUUUAUUCUUGAUAACUGAAAAAUAGCUUUGAAGAGAAUUCCUCUUGAAAACCAUUAGAAACAUCCUUUUUUAAUGUGGAAGUAAUCUAAAAGUCUAACAUUCUGACACAGUGGUGAAUAUAUUGUGUUGAUUUAUAGGACAAAUAUAUUUCAAUAAGAUCAUUAUAUGGAACUUCUGAAUAGUAUAGACAUAUCUUUCUAGUCGAAAUUACACCAGUAACUGACUAAAAGUAUAAUUCUUGCUGAGUGUUGGUUACAUGAGGAUAGUUUGUAUGUGAUCCAACAUGACUUUGGCAAGUGAUGUAUUUUUACUUAUAAGGAUGGAUAUUAGAAUUGUACAGUAUCUUACAUCUGUCAAGCAAAGAAAGUCACCUUGCCAAACUGUACUUCUCUGUUAUGAAUGCCUGGCAUUUUAGGGUUCUACAGAAGCAAGCUCACAUUGAGAAAUUUGCAAGUGGUGUUUAUUUCUCCACCUCAUGAUGAUAGUUGAGCUAUUUUUUUCCUUAUUGAUUAAGAUGCCUUGUUUUUAUUUCAACAGUUCUUCAUACUAGCCCUGUCAAAUAUAUAUGAUCUGCCUAGACUUGAGAGGAGUUGCAGUUUGUUGUUUAUGUUUUAUGCUGGAUGUUGUAGAGUAUCACAGAGUUCAGUCACAAAAUGGGACACUGUGACUGUCCUUGAGGACAGUCUGAUUGUCUGAGGACUGUCCUUGACUGAUAGGAGAAUGUGAUACAUUUCAUAAGCCAGACAAAGACGGUAAUUAAAAUUUUAAACUUCAGACUCCUCUGCUGAAUGGGAGAGAGAAAAUGAAGUUCACUUCAAGCAGUGUUCGUAGAUUCUUGAGAGAAAGUGAAAGUAGAAGAUUCUGAAGAGGAUAAGGGUGGGAAUUGGAAGGGUGUUCUGUGUGGGAGGGAGUCUAACCAGUGUGAAUAAUAGCAUAGGGAAGGGAAACAGAUACCCUUAGCGGAGUGGAAUUGUGCAGACCUUAAUUGAAAAUGAGAACAGGAAAUUUUUUUUUGAUGCGUUCCUGGACCUAGGAAAGCAUGUGAGUGAAGCUGAAUGGAAAACUUGAUGGCUGUGUUGAAUGAAGCUUAACAGUUCUACUUUGAGUGGAAAAUGUUUUUCACAGGAGGUUGGAUUCCAGUAAUGUGAGAGGUGUCUAGAAUGUAGCUCUGUGUUUUGUCUCAAGGUAGAUUUUAAUCCAGUCUGUUUAUCCCUUGGCAAGACUUGGGUCAAAUCUGGAGUUUUGCAAGAGAGCAGAAGUGAAAGUUGGGAUGGUUUUAUUGCAAUUUAGAAAGGCUAAAUUGAAGAAGGAGGAUUUGGAUUCGCACAGCAGACCAAAUGAUGGCAUGCUGGUGAGAUCAGACUGGCAGAAGCAGCAGCAAUGGUUAGAGUGGAUUGACAGCAUGUAGACAACUGAGUGGAUUUUAAUUUAUUUUCUAACUAGGGCUGAAAUGUAUAGGUCAAAAUAGGCUGAAAGCAGAGCCUAGUGAGACCUUGAAGGAGGUGGUAGAUGUUAUAGAUGGAGUUCUAAAACUGUAGAAAUAAUACACACCCACGCCUGCUCCCCAAACCUAAGCCUAGGCAGUGUACAUUGGUGAGCGAUUCUCUGUUAAAACUUGUACAUGUGUUUAGUCGGAUGAGAAUGGAAGUGAGACUAAGCAAAGCAAAGGCAUUCUUUAACAAAAUUGUUGCUGUGAAGUAGAAAAGGCAUAGGUUCUAUAUAUUCUAAAAGAUAUUUUAUUGUGGAUCCACCUUAGGUCCUCCUUCGUAACACAGGACAUCCUCUGUUUCACAACAAGCAAUUUUUUCUCCGUCAGCAACAGUGAAAAGCAUCUGAGCUAAAUAACGAUAACCAGUAUUGCACUGAAAAGCUACUAAACCUCAAACAGAAACCCAGCAAGUAAGGAAAGCAGCCCCAGCAUUUUCAGUCCAAAUGACAAAAACAUCAGGUAUUUUUUUAAAAUUAAGGCUACUAAUACUCCUACUGAUAGGAAAGAACAUCCGUUUGGCUUUCUAAACCAAAUUCUAAUAAUCCUUAAGAGCAGAUUUAUCCUACGCUGGGGCAAGUUAGUCUGAAUUUCAGUAGAGUCAGUACUGAGAAACCCACAUGUAGAUCAUGGUUUUUGGACAACAGAAUGUAAUGUGGCUUUAGGUAAACAAGGCAAAUGCAAUUAAACUUAUUGUGUAGUACACUGGAAUUUUCUUCUGUUUCUCUUUCCUGUAUGUCUUUGUGAGAGGCAUUUCUCAUCCCUGGUAAGUUUUGCAAUCCAGCUCUUAGUCCCCACGUACUCCAUAGGAACAGCUUCAGCUGGAUUUUCUGCUUCCCACUGCUGCAAACUCCAGCGUCCUGGAAUACGGUUAUGAUGUCUUGGCGUGUGGGUUCUUUUAUAAGGGCAUUAUAUUUUCCAGAACACUACAUCUUACAUGUCAGAUUUAGUUUAAAGCUGUGCAAUUAACGAAGAAAGUAGAGAAAUGUUUUGACAUUUUUCUUCCAUCGUUGUUUUGCAUGCUUAUGGACAAAUCUUAUGGAAUUGUGUACCGUAAGGCAGUGUUGGGGAGUGUCUCCUAGAAACAUAUUGGUCUCUAAUAUGAAUGCUUUUAUAGUAUAUGCAGUGGUCUCGUGAAUGCAUUAGCCAUUUGGAUUCUUCAUUGUUGCAGCCUCCUGCUAGAGUAUUACCAUGAAAGCUUUCUGGGAAGACACUAUUUCACCAGUGGAGUAAUAGAUAAGCAGUUUUAUUCCUGCUAAGAAAAAACCAAUUUGAGUCUAAAAGGAUUGCUUAACUUUUAAAAAACCAUAGAUGUAUUGAUGUUUAUGAUUUGUACUAAUAUCAACAGUUUAAUUCAAAGCAUUUAUUCGUUAAAGGGUGCUGAAAGUUGGUCUGUUUGACUAUAGGACACUGUUGUCUUAACAUGUUUGCGUUGCAUUUUUCCAUUAAUUACCCUGUUAGCCAGCUCUCACUGCUUAAAGCAGUGUUAACGGCAGUAGCUUAUAAUUUUGAAGAUCUGGCUUGGUAGCUUUCUUCUUUUGUUCUUCCCCCCCCCCCUUUUUUUUUUUUUGAAAAGUACUCUGGCUUUCCUAUUGCUGACAUUCAGCAGUGUGUAUAUAAAGAAAUUUGAGUCUUAAUUUUCAAGACAAUCCACAGAUUGGUCCCUAAAACAUAACUAGAGUAUGAAGGAAGGGGUAAAACAUUGUGUCUCAAGUUCAGUUUUGUGUGAUCAUCAGAGCUGAGUCCUGCUUACCACUAGCUUAUGAAUCCCAUGGAUUUUAAGAAUUUCUUGAAGCUUCAGAACUUAGGGGUAUUCCAUACGGUUUUGAGUAAUAAAAAGAACAGCAGCAUAGAUACGCCAACAGAAAUUAAGACCCAAAUCCACCUCCUGUAGGUCUCCCCAUGAGAAGUGGGAGGAGAGGAGAUUAAUGUGACAGAUGUUGACUGUCAAAAGACAAUUAAUUGGUUAGUGAUUGGAAAAUGAUACAUGAAAAAUCAAAAGCCAAGCUUAUUUGUUCUGAAGAAACUGAUUGAAGAUGUCAAGCAGAAAAUCUCUCCACCCAGAUUUGUCUUCUUCAGGAAGAGCUCUCACAUACCACUUGCUGUGGUGUUCCAGAGCCUGCCUUUUCCUUCAGAUUCUCCUUCCAACUUGUAGCUCAUCCAGGUUGAUUUCACAACUGCUCCUCAGUCUAAAAUGUCAACAGUUGGUAGAUGGAGUUAAUCAUUUUGAGACUGCAAGGAUGGUGGUGAUGAUGAUGAGUUAUCUUUACCUAAAGCAGGCAGAAAGGCUAGUCCUGAACGGAACAUGUUCAGAGCUAUUCUGCAUUUUCAGUGCGACAAAUCCUUUCAUAUUUGCACUCAAAGGAAACUCCAUUCAGAGAACUUGGGAGUCAAGAAUAAGCUGAGGGAAUUUGGUUUCAAAGCUUCAGCCUUACUUGUCUUCUUUCCCAGUGGAGGGCUAGCACAGUAUAGUACCAGUGGGAUUCAUCCUCUUUGCUGUACCGUGCCAGAGCAUUCGUGUGUUUUUAUUUUCAUAUGAACUCAUCUGUCUGUGUAAAAUGUUUGCCUUGUGUAUGAGGAACUUUUAUCACUUUUUCCCCACACCAGCUAAGUUAAUAUUUCUUCCAAGAAAAAUAUUGUACGCUGGUUUAUUCAAUACUGGCAUAACCUGCUUUAUGGUACUCUGUGUACGCUAUCUCACAUCAGUCUGGUCAAACUUCAGUAUGCAGAGCUGAUACUGUUCUAUAUGUUUGUGAAGGGGCAUUUGCGCUGUAAACAAAACAUGCUACCAGUAGAAACAUUACAGUGGCAUAGAGGUCACUUUGAUACAGUGAUAAUGUGAAGGUUUGUGUCCUGCUAUAACCGCGAAGACCUGAGAAGACAAAUCCAGAAUCCUCAGGAGGCAGAGCUUUGAAAAUUAGAAGUGUCAUACUCGGAGCUCUUUCAUGGGAACAGUGAGAGCUUUUUGUCUGAACAAAGAGUCGAACAUAGUAACUUUGUCUAAAAUAAUUUCAAUACCCCUUUCAUUUUCAGUGGAAACUGUAUUUUCCCCUCUUCAGAAACAAUAAUAUUGCAUGGCCUUUUCUCCCCCAUCCAAGUUCCUGUCCCUUCUCACUGCUUCUUGCUCCCGUUCCCUGCCCUACUUUCCACUCGGGCCCUUCUCCCCACUUUCCUAUACUUCUCACUUUUUGCUUUUCUGUCCUUUUCCCACCUUUCCGCCUUUUAUCUUUUCCCCUGCUUUUUGUUUCCCUGCUCUUUCUGCACCUUUCCCCUGUUCUUCCCACUGCUUUUUCCUGCUUUCCUCUGUUGCCUUUCCAGUCUUAUGGCUUUUUCUUUCCACUGCAUUUCUUUCAUUUUCCUACUUGUCCUCUUCCUGUCUUUUCACAGCUUUUGCUGCCUUGCUCAUGCUUGUCUUCCUUGCAUUUAUUUUCCUACCUCGUCUUCCUGUCAUGUUUCCCCUAUUUGCCUUGAUCCCUCCACCUCCUUCUUCUCAAUACUUAAGAGGUCUUUGACUCCCUUCCCCUGUGUCUCCCUUUCUCUCUCUGCUGAUUGCUCUUUUGACUUCCACGUUUUUAGGGUUCUCCCCGUCUCUUCUUUUUGGUACUUUGUGUUCUCUGCUUUUUCCUGCUUUGAAUUUUCCUCUUUGCUUUGAUGUUCUAUUCCAUUCUUUUUUCUAGUUUUUCAGGUUGCUUGCUCCAGCCCUCUUCUUCAUUGCUCUUCACUAUGUUGACUUCUUUUCACUUCCUAUCUUUCCUGCUUGUUUUUUUCCUGCCUGUCUUUCCUGUUUUUUCACCAUUGCUUUGCAUUUCUUUCCCCGCUUUGCUUUGCUUUCACAGACUUUCAGUCUUUUACUUUUCUUUCUAAUGCUUUCCAGGUCUUUUCUCCCUUCUUUUCCAAUGCUUUCUUUGACUUCUCCUUCUUUUUUCCCCUAUUCUUUUCCAGUGAUUUUCAGUUGUUUUAUUUGCUUCCUUUCCUAGUUUUAAUGCUUUUCAGGUUUCUUCUCCACUUCUCCCUUGCUUAUUUUCCCACCCCCUCCCUGCAUUUCCCUGGUUUGACUCCUUUCUCACUCUUUUCCCAUCUCUUUCAUGCUUUUUGGGUAGUUUCAUUUCCCCUCCACUUCUGUUCCUUGCGUUUGAGUGCUUGGAGUUCUUUUUCUGUACCUGUUUCUGCACAGAACCCCCACCGCAAUUAUUUUCAUCACGUUUCACUGCUCUGACUUCUUUUUACUGCUUUUCCUGUCUCUCCUUUUUUUCCCCACCUUCUCUUGUUUUUACGAUUUAUUCCUGCUUUGACAUCCUCUCCCAUCUUUUCCUGCUAUUGACUUUUUUCCUCACUGCUUUUGUGGUCUUCUCUAACCUUUUCCUUGCUUUUCAGAUCUCAUCAUUGCUUGGCACUGCUUUAUCUUUUACUUCCCUCUCUCUUCUCAUCUUUUCCCCACUUCUCUCUUC